Molecule: messenger RNA, 29779 nt
Organism: Lymnaea stagnalis (great pond snail)
Lineage: Eukaryota; Metazoa; Mollusca; Gastropoda; Lymnaeidae
Source: the annotation of a GenBank genome assembly
CACUUCUGUUAAAAGAAAAAAUUUACGGCGCGAAAUAAUUCUCCAGUUAUUGUCCUCUUCCCUCCCCUACAUCUGCAGGUUAAACUAUUCCUCUGCGUCACUGACCAGUCAUUGUGUGCUGCACGGAGAAAUCUUUUUCUGACUUUCAGAUAGUGAUAAUUUUAAUCGAAAAUGUCUACAGCGGAAGGAACAUCUUCUAGUUCUACUAUGGAUUCUGCUGAAAAGUAUGUUGCGUUAAAUAUGUUUAUUAAUAUAUCUCUACUUCUGCUACAACUUUUAUUUUAGAAGUUCAAGACAAAGGCUUUUAUAUUUUUUUUUCAAAACUCAGUCAGUGGUCCUGGUCGGUCAGUGGUGAUGGUCAGUUAACAUGAGUAGACUUUCUACAUAAUGAAAAUGACCCAUUACAGUCCCUGCCAUGCCCUUGUUUGGCUAAUGAAUGACUUAUCUAUGCUAGCAUGUUGGGCCAAUUUAAAAUAAAAACCUGCUCUGCUUGUUUUGUUUGUUUUUUGCAAAUUUAAUGAUUUGCCGCUAAGUCUUAUUAGACUUAUACUUUUCAUACUACAAUUUUUUUUUAUUGCCGUGCUGUAUGCAGGAAGUUCAGUAAGAUGGCAUGUCUCUAUAAAUAAUAUAAUAGUUGCAUUGUUGCAUACUUUCAUAUAUUUUAUUUAGGAUUGUCAUCAUCUUAUGACAUGACCAACUUACUUAGUUGCUUUUAAUUAUUACUAUUACUAUACUAAAUACUAUCAGUCUUAGGAGUAGGCUAGGAGGAUUGCUAUUUAUUUUGCAAGCCAAGCAUUUUCUUUGUCUGCUUUAGAGUUGGGACCUGAGCCUCAUUUUUUUUAAUUCAUGUAAUAUAAGUCUAGGGCUUAGUUUGACAUUGUUAAUGUUAUUCUGUGUAAAAAUCAUGAAAUUGAAGCCUAGGGGCCAUCCAUUUAUGACAGCAUGGUCACAAAGUUGGGUCUUCUCCGCUCAAUUACAUCACACAUUCUCACCCCCUACCCCUUCUUUUGUCUACAUUAGACUACAUAAUUGUUUCUAAUCACCUUUGUCACUCAUUAAGAUUGUAGUAUGCAAUGUGUUUAAUUUCGCUCUGCAAUUAGUAAUUGCCUUGUUGAGCGUUUGGGCUUACAUCUGUGUCUUGCCAUUUAUCAUGUUGGGGAGAGCAUUUUUUCAGUCCAUAUUGUCUGAAAACAGCCCUCCAAUCUGAUUACCUUGUCCAAUUUCAGUUGUAUUAGCAAUUAUUUGGUGCUCCAAACGUUUUCAAAUCCACUUUUACUUUUACUGGCAAAAUAAUUUUUAAAGACUGGUUUUCAGAUUAAUUUAAUUGCUUCAGUUUCCUAUUUGAAAGCAAAAGGCCUGUGUAGUUUGUAGAGAAAUUCACUCUGCCACUACUUUCUUGAUUUGUAACCUUUUCCUUUUCUGUCUCAUGGAUAUUGAAGCACUGUGUCUAUUUCAGAAAUAUUAACUAUUAUUUUCCCUUGGUCAACUAUUUUUUGUUCCUUUUCACUUCACGCACUUCUAUUCCCAGACUCCUGCUUCUACUUUUUUCUAUGGUUUUCUCACAAGUCAAUGUCUCUACACCUUGAAUCUCAUCCGCAUUCUCAAUGUUUUCCUGUAACUUUUUAAAGCCACAUUUAAUUUAAUAAUCAGCAAGCAUAUUCCCCAGACUAAGUUUAAACUGGGUCAAAUUAUAAGAAAUUCAAGUUAUAGAUUAGAAAAUGUUUACUUAUAGUAAUGUAUCUUUAAUGCAGAAUCGAAGCCUUGAAAAUAGCAGCAGACCUUUUGGCUCAAGGCAAACGAAGUAUGGUAUGUGAAGAUGUUCCAAAGGCUGUAAAUUUGUUUGAAGAAGCAGUGAGGUUGCUGUAAGUUAUUUAUUUAACCUUCAUAUUUGUGGAAUGCUUAUUUGAAAUUUAAAUAAAUGGAACAAGAUAUGUUAAUGCUCGGGGGGGGGGGGGGGGGGGGGGAUGGAAGGUAGGACAAUCAAAUGUUUUGGCUAAGGCUUAAUGCCUUCUCUGUAGACAAAAGCAACAAAUAAUUGCAAAUUGAAAACUUGUUUGAAGAUCUCAAUAUAGUUCUGUUUAGAAACAAAAAUGCACAGUUUAAAACAGAAGUUAAGUUAUAUACCAAAAUAUGCGGUAGAAGAAUUUUAUUAUUAAUGUAAAUUUUAAUAUUUCACCAACAUGUAUUAUUUGAAAUUGGCUUUUGAUAUUAAAAUUUUCUGGUGUGACAUGAUUUAUUUAUGGGCUGAAUAGUGUUGUAAUACCAGUAAGUUGAAUGCAAUCUAAGAGGAUAUGACCAAAAAAUUGAUACCAGUCCUAAUAAAAAAUAAUUCUAUAUUUUAUCAGUGUCAAAGAAUGUGGUGAGAUGUCUCGAGACUGUGCUGAUGCUUACUUUAACUGUGGCUCAGCACUUUUAGAAUUAGGUCGAAUGGAAACAAAUGUUUUGGGUACAGCUUUAGAGGGAGGUAGGUCAAUAAUAAGUUCUUAUUGAUUUGAUCACAUUAUAUUAGAAAAAUAAUUUGAUCUUUAGUAAAAUAUUGUUUUUUUAACUUUAAGAACUAGUUUAAGGUACAGAAACGUUGAAGGUAACUUUUUGUUACUGGUAUGAUGGGUAUUGCAAUUUUUGUGUUUGAAUGAUAUUUUAAAUUGUUUUCAUAUAGUGGAAGUUGAAGAAGAGAAAGAGGAAGAAGAAAAUGAACAAUUUGAGAAACCCCCUGCAGAUGAUGGUAAGGUUUCCUGUGAUUUUUCAAAUUUGCAUUUUUAGAGCUAUUCUAGUUCUUGCAAUGCUACAUAUCCACUUAUCCCACAAACACUACUGCUUUUAGAAUGGUUCAGAAAUAAAUAAAGCACAAAGGGGCUAUCCAUUAAUUAUGUAUGCAAAAAAUCAUUUUAAUCAUCUUAGUUGUAUCCAAAUUUUUAACCACACCUUCCCUUAAAAGCUUUUUAAGGCCUUUAGUUUUAAAUCAAUUAGUGCAAGUGGUUGUUUUAAAAAAGCAGCUCAAUGUUAAUCUUGUUACAUCAACUUAAGGUGAACAAUUUCUUAAAAAACACCAUUGAUCAGCUGAUGUUAAUUGUUGCAGUUAUCCGAUACAAUCUUGUACAGUAUGCACAUCAAACCCUUAACUGAACCAAAGUGGCGUAACAUACAAAGAAAGUAAACACAUUCAAGCAAAUGCCAUCUGAUUAACAAGCAGCACAGUUUGACGUGUUUAAAAGAAAAUACAUUUCCCAAAAAUUAACAGGGUAUAUUGCAGUCUCAUACCAGAACAUUUCAAACCUUUUUGUGGAAAAAUGAACUUAGCUCUUAAAUUUAGACACCAGCAUGUACUUCUAUUUCUAUAUUAAAAAUUUUAAUAUGGUAUCUGUUAGAUUUCAAUAAAUUUAACAAUUUGUACACAUUCAUAAAGCUUCAUACAGUUCUAAAAAUGUAAUUUUAAAAAAAACUGGGUCAUUUUGACUCUUAGUCUGUAAUUAAAUGUGCUAAAUUGAAAUCAUGAAAUAUGAAAUUGCUCAAAAUGAGUGUACCCUGUCAUGAUCUGUAAUGAUUGGUUUCUUGCAUCAAAAUGUGGAAAUAAAAGUGCUUUUCCAAGAGCAAUAUAAAUUUUAAAUCCAGAAUCAUAUCAGGCUUUACAUUAAAUCAGACGUAUAUAAUGAAGAUUCCUUUAAGGUGGUCCAUGGGUCAAAAAAAAUUUUGCUAUGUUUCUUAAAUUACAUAUUUUUUUUAGUACAUAACUUACUAUACACCAAUAGAAAGACAAAAAACCAUAGUAGUUUAUUAAAAAAAAAAAUUUUUUUACUCUUAUUGCAAAAAAUAUAUAAUUUUAUACAAAUAUUGACAGUUACGCAAAAUGUAUCAACACCUAAAGGUUUAUCAACAUCAUAAUGAAACUUUGCACACUCAUUAAGAAUGCAGUUAUUAAAAAAAAUGACACCCAGCUUUCUGCAUUACAGUUAUUGGAGCAUCUACAAAUGACAUACUUGUGGAGUCACAUAAUUUUUUGGCAAAACACCAGUGGCAGCAUAUGUAAAAAAAUAUUUUUAAAAGUUCUGUUGGACAGAUCUGAAACAAGAAGGUGUCACUAUGUAGAUAAUGUAAAUGGUAAGAAGCAUGGAAAGUUUGAAGCCUGUAGCUGUUAUACUUUUCCUCCUGAUACAAUUGGCAGUCAUGAAAAACAAAAAAGAAGUCCAAAAAUGUUUUUUAAAAAAAUUAAAGACUACAUGAACAAGAUUUAAUGCAUAUAACAUGUGCAUAUACUAUUCAUAGAUGAAAAACCAAUAUAAAAACACAGAGAUAUAAAAGAUAGAAAAUUAACGAAGUUAUAUUUUCAAACGUCAACCUCCCUGUCCCAAAUAAAAAGUGUCUAACAUUAAAAAUAAUUAAAAAUUUUCUGUUGGACAGAUCCAGAGAAAGGAGGUGUCAUUAUGUAUAUAAUACUAAUGGUAAGAAGCAUGGAAAGUUUGAAGCACUUAUCUGUAAUACUUUUCCUCCUGAAACAUUUUGCAUUCCUGAAAAAUCUGAAAAACGCAAAGUUGAAAAAAACGAAUAAUAAUUUUAAAAAAUAAAUAAAUACUACUUGAACAAUAUAGGAUGCAUAUACCAUGUACAUGAACAUAAAUUAAAAAAACAAUACAAAAACACAGAUAUAAAAGUUAGAAAAUUAAUAAAGUCAUGUUUUCAAAAUAACAACCCCCGUCCCAAAUAAAAAAUGAAUAAUAACAAAAAUAAUUAAAAAAUUUCUGUAGGACAGAUCCAGAGAAAGGAGGUGUCACUAUGUAAAUAAUAUCAAUAGUUUGAAGCCUGUAGCUAUAAUACUUUUCCACCUGAUUCGAUUGGCGUUUCUAAAAAAUCUGAAAAAACGCAUGGUUGAGGAAUACGAAAAACAUUUUUAAAAAAUUAAAACUACUUGAACAAUAUAAGAGGCAUUUAACAUUUACAUAUACCAUUCGUAAAUAAAAAAAAAACAAUAUAAAAUCCUCUUGAUACAUCUGGCAACAACAGAAUAAUUGAAAAUUGUUUGUCAAGAAAAAAUCAAAAUGAAAAAUAUAAAUAAAAACAGCUACAGACACUUUCUAAUUUAGCUGAUGAAUUAAAUAAGCAUAUAAACAAUUCAUUACUUGAAAAUAAUGAAAAAUACAGUGAAAUAAGUUAUGUAAAACAAAUUCAAGGACGAGAGCGAGAAAAUGUUGAAAUGCAUCCUAAAUAAUUUUAAUAAUUCAAAAAUCUUUUGAGCCCCCCGCUAAAUACUGCGCACCCCCUUUUACUAGUAAAAGUCUAUCUGAUUCCCUCAUUUCCGCCCCUCUAAUUAGUUCCCUCCUCCUCUUUACAUUUAAUUUUAAAGCCGACUCGGCUUUCCUAACUCUAACCAUAUCCCUCUUUUCCCCCAACUGUGUCUUAUGCCCUAUCCCUAAGCCAACAGAAGAUAAAAAGUCUUGGGAGCCUUUGAACCCAUAUUGAAUUCUCCAACACCCACGGCCACAGAAAUUUCCAGGCUUGACCAUUUGACAAAAAUGCGUUUAGGACCAUAUGAGUGAGUGGAUGCACUCAUUGACGUUCUGGGUUUUUCCUUGAAGGCAGCGGCGUAGCAAGUCCUCGUUGGUCAUUUUUUCGUAAACAUCUUUCACAUAUUCAGCUACCGUUGGGUUUAGAUAUGUUGAAAUAUGCAAAAGAUGUUUAAGGACAACUAAACCUUUAGCCACUGCCUUCUUGAAAAAAAAACCAGGACGUCUCACCAUCUGGGCAGUCAUGGUGUGGUUCUUUAUCAGUUGAAGUGCAAUGCCAGAAUCCUGCCCAAAUUGCCCGCUUCAUAUCUUCCACACUUUGGUUUGAUCUCUAACAGCCUUAGUGAAAUAUUUCUGUAGCCAUUUGAUUUUGUCCUGGGUAAGGCGCGAGUUUGAUUUAGUCCUGGGUAAGGCGUCCAACACCCUUACCACCAAGUGUUAUCUUUUGCUUUUUUUUUUGUAUCCACCAGGGUCCUCAAAGCAGUUCCAAGUCGUUUCGAAACAUGGUUUACGCACUCGUGUUUUUCCACUACCAAGCCGGGAUACGGAUUAGAAAUAUGUAUCGACAUGAUAGUGUUUGUGUCUCCAUCUGACACAACAGUACGAUAACGUAAACCAUGUUUCGGAAUUGACCUGCCCCACAUUGCAACAGCAGCCUGUUGCUCCAUGCUGCCACUAGACCCUGAGUGGUUGACAUCACAGGAUACUUUAUGGGCCUCCAUCCAAGCAUUAUACUUGGUCUCACUCUCCUCCCUCAUCCUCUUACCCGUUGUCAAACAUUUCUGGCGAAACUUUGAGAGGCGCUCAGUCAACAAGGCCAGUUCUGUUUUCAAUGACACAGCCGAUGCCAGAUUUAGAGCUGUGGCCGAGAGUGUGCCAACUCCCAUCAUAUGACACAUCAAUGUCUACUACCUCUUCUUGAUUUUGCUCCGGAUAAGCUGCCUUCACUUAAUCCACUGCAAGCUCCAACAACUUAUCCUUGUAGGCUGGUAGUGAUUGAUGCAGGAUGGUAGCAUGCUGGUCGAAUGUCUUUUGAUGAAUGUUUGGUACAUUAUUUCGAAAAACUUCCCCAUACCAGCAUGCCCCAAUCCAGUCACUAAUGAUGCUGCCACAGCUCUUUUGUUGACAUCAAAAGUUUUGCCAUUGCAUACAACUGACAAGUAAGAUGAUGAGAUGACAAAGUCACAUAAAUUACUAACGACUUGUAAAACUAAUGCCAACCCAGAGCGUUUCUCUUCAUCAUUGGCCAUGAAGUGUCCCUCCUGGCAUUGCAGGCAUUGAAACUUUUCAAAUAGUGGCUGGAGGGCAUCUAUCUGUAUGAUAGAAGAGGCAGAGAGGCCUACGGAACGAUGAAACUCUAAAGAAUUAAGUUUUUUCUUUGAUGCAGACGAUGCCUCUGACUCUUCUGCUCCUUUAGCUAUUGGUAAAGCUUGUGGUGAAGCUGGUGCUGAAGCUGGCUGUGAAGUUUGAACCCUGGCCCUGGUACUUUUCUCCUUUUGCGCUAUUCUGGCUUUCUCAAGUUGCUUGCAUCUCUUGGUCUUGGGGGCCAUGAUUCUCUAUAUUAUGAACCGAAAAAAAAAUGUUUUUAUUAGCUUUUGAAAAAUAAAAUAAAUCUAUAUUCAGCUAAGCCCCUAGGCAAAGGUAAAUAUAUUUCAAUAUUAUUGUUAUAAAAUAUAUAAGGAAUAGAAACAUUUCUAUUACUAUUUUUGUUUUAUUUUUAAAAAAAAAACAAAUUGGAAAAUCUAGGCUUAUACUUAUUCAAAUUCAAUUUUUUCAUUAAUUGACAUUUAUCAUUUCAUUAUGAUUACCAUCUCAUAGCAAUAUUGUUGUCACUGACAACGAAAAUUUAAAAAAAAAAAAAAAAUUAUUAUUAUACCAAAUUAGACACGUGUAAGAACACAAACGUAAAUGAACAGAAUAAGGAACGUUUCGUUAUGCUAUAUUUAUGCAUAACAAUUUUGUAGAAUUAGGCAUAGAGCAGAUUUUAAUUUAAUUCAUAGGCCUACAUCUAUUACAGUGUGCGUAUAUAUCUGUUUCAUAAAAUUAUAAUACUAAUAAUAAUAAGUGGUCUUAUAUAGCUAGUAGUAUUAGUAGUAGGCCUAGUGUUAAUGACCACUGUAUUAUUAUACUAAACCUAGCUCAACAUUCGCUGCAACAGCUAAAACCAGCAUUAACUAUUUAUUAUAAAUUACAUUAUACAAUAAUUAAUUCAACUUACAUUUUCAAAGCAAGAAAAUAAGUUCAAAUUUGAAUUUAUUUGAAGACUGCAAAAGUAAAGUUGAUAGUUGGAAACAGUUAAUGCAAACUGGACGCAAUGAUACGGAAUGAAAAUGGAAGACCGGCAUUGCAUUGUGGGAUAGAUUUGUUCCAUCAAGGUCACAUCUAAAAUUAGCCGACCAAUGAUAAUGGCUUAUAAAUUAAAAUUUUAAAUCUCGACCAAUGAGAAAAUGUGUUUGAAUGAAUUUCUGUAUGGUUUGCAGGACAAAGAACUCCGGCCAGGCUUAUUUCUGGAUAUAUUAGUGGGCGAUACCAUUACCGAGUAAAUAGGCUAAGCUUUCGAUCGAUACCACAUAUGACUAUAUUGCGUUGUAAUUGUAUUAUAAAAACAAGGGGCGGGCCAGGGGGGUCUAUGAGGCGUGAAUUUUGCCCCGAGGUCAAAAUUUGCUCUUACCAUACUACUUUAAAAUUAUUUUUUUAUGAAAAUGGUAAAAACCAAAAUAUUCUUUAGAUGUUUAUCUAGCUAAAUUCACCAUAAUCUCAUUUUUGAUAAAAAAAUAUAUUGAUAUUUUCCCCCUGAAACCACCUUAAGUUGAAGAAUAUAGUACUACCUCCUCACGCACCAACUUCCAAAGGCAUCACACAUACAAUAGGGCAGACUGAAGCCACUUAACAGCUAUAAUAAAAUCAUUCACAAUAAGGCACAGGGCCCAAAAGUGAUCAUUAAAUAAUCUAACGCACAGAGUGUUGUGAUCAAAUACUACAAUAAAAGACAAUAUCUGUGUGUAACAACUACUAUUAAAUGUACACUGUAAAGAAGUUUUGAGCCUUUCUUUCUUGUACCUUAAUUAUAGUCCAGUGUUGCUGGAUCAUAUGCUUGUGUUGGCUAAAUAUUCUUUAUUAUUGUAUGGGGAUAUUUUUUUCAUUAAUACAUUUCUACCAAAGUAGCUUUCUUUAUUUUAAUUUUGAAAUUUUUGAAUGUGUGCGUCGUGGGAUCUGUGGGAAUAAUAUAUUUUGCCUUCCAAAGAAGCAUAUAAAAAUUAAAAAUUAUUUAUGAUAAAAUGGAAAUUUUAUUCACUGUUAUAUCAACACAAAUACAAUAACAUGAUACUUCACAAUAGUUUGUAAAUAACAUUAAGGGCAGCUCUGUUGUAGUUAUGGCGAUAUGUAAACAUGUAAAGAUUAUAUUAGUGCACAAAUGUGUACAUAAUAUAUGGAUGUCCCUACUUGGUCUAUAUAUUCUUUUUGUGUAGUGAUUUUUUAAAACUUAUUACUUUCGUCAUCUUGCAUCUUUCAAAGUUAAUCUUGCAAAACAUAUAAUAUUAUUAUAGAGUUUAGUUGUUUUGCAAUCUAUUGAUUUCUUGGGGUCUUCUAUAGCAACGAUUAAAGGAAAAAUUUUCCUCAACAUUUAAGAGUUUUAAAAAUUAAUUUUACAUGCUGAAUUUAAAAAUGGCACUUGCAUAAAAUAUUCAAAUAUGUCACAUUUAUUUAUUAUAUAAUUUUACUGAAACGAUUUAUUCUUAAUUUCUAUUUUUAGUUUUAUUCCCACACGGCUUUCUUGGAUAAAUUGUUUAAUGGUACCUAUGGGUAAACUUUAUUUUUAAUGACUGGCAAUGCAUAGAUUAGUAUUGUACUAUCCAGCAUUUUUCGGUAGGCUGGCAUUAUUUUCUUCUACUACUCAGGCACUCAGCUUUUCAUAUCUGCACCGCUACUUCCAUAAUUUACUAAUAUCCCCUGAGGUGAAAUAAAGCUUUUGUGUUGUAUAAGACAGGGCUUUGGAGGGGGGGGGGGGUUGUUUAGGUAGAAGCACCAAGGUUGGAGUAAGAGUUUGUAAGUACUUUGUCUGGUGUCUGUAGGAGGUAAUAUUAGAGGGGGUAAAGCUGGUUGGGUAGGGGAGAGUGAGUUGGGAGAUUUUUUAAACAUGUAUGAGUUUGUAGUGACAGGGCUUUGGAGGGGGGGGGGGGUUGUUUAGGUAGAAGCACCAAGGUUGGAGUAAGAGUUUGUAAGUACUUUGUCUGGUGUCUGUAGGAGGUAAUAUUAGAGGUGGUAAAGCUGGUUGGGUAGGGGAGAGUGAGUUGGGAGAUUUUUUAAACAUGUAUGAGUUUGUAGUAGAAUUAAGCUAUUUACUUUCACUACAUAUUACAUGGAAAGUUAUAUAGUUUCAAUUAUUCUGAAUUGGAUUCUUGCUUCCAAAUUCCAAAUUCACACAUUUUAAAACAUUGACUGCUGCAUGGUUUCUGGAAACUGCCAGUAACAUUGUAAUACCUUAAGGUGGUUAUCAGAGAUGUUACUUUUUCUGAUUUCUGCAGAAUUCUGACUAAGACAGACUUUAUUUUCUCAGUAAAACAAAUUUGACCAUAUUUCCUUUGAUUGGGAUGUCUAUGAUGAUUGUCUAACUUUGUGGCACAUCUUUUUUAAAGUAUUGGAAAUAGAUAGGUUUUCAAUGCUCAAUUUUUUUUUCAAGCUGUUUCAUCACAUGGACUAAUGAGCAAAUCUUGAUCAUGUGUGUAUUUUUUAUUUAUUACUAAAUACUAUAAUUUUUUACAAUUUUGAGUUACCGGUACUAUUGGUUUGAAGGGAGUAGAGUUUAUCAUUACAAUAACAGGAAGUAUUAAGCCUGCUUCGAUUACCAAGCCCUGUGACUCUGCAAGGUAAUUGGCCUCUGAUCACCACCUGGAAAAAAUUGCCCAUCCUUCAUGGUCAUUAGUAAACAUACUAUCAUUUAUUUUGACAUGGUUUAAGAUCAGGUGAAAAUGAUAGUUUUUAACAAAAUUAGACUUAUCUUUUAGUUCUCGGCACAAAACAAACCUCAACUUUUUUUUAAUGGCCAAUUUUACUCUUUAAAUGAAAUGAAAAAAAAAGAAAGAAAUAAUCUGAGGUUAUUUAACUAACAGAUUGUAGUAACAGAUGUGCAUACACGGAGGCACCAAUUAGCAAAUUAGUUGAUUACUAAUAUUUAUUCAUUAACCACUACCAUUCGUGCCAUGGUUUUGAAAAAUUCAAAGUCUGUUUAAAAAAUAAAUAAAAAUUGACUAGAAAAGUCUGGUUGGCCACAUCUCUGGCUUGUCAAUCAAGCUCCUUCUUUUUUUCUUUCUUAGAUUAGUUUCUAGGUUACUAUUUAUAUUCCUGCUUGUCUUUUGAUAUAUUUACACCAUUUUUCUUGUAGCUGUAGAUUCUGGGCAGGGUUUGACCAAAAUUUUAAUCCACAGACAAUGUGCGCCAGCAGCUUAGAGAAGAAGUUUACGAAGCUAUGGCUGAGGGGGAGAGAGAGGAACAGUUAUCCAAAAUAGUUCAUGAAAAAGCUGCUAAGUCAACUACUGAAACAAUUGCAGGCGAGACUCUUGAAGCAGACAAAAAAAAGGAAAGUAGUGAAAUGAAGGCUGGAAUGGCAGAUGUGGAUAUGACUGCAGAAUCUGAUAACAAGGGUGAUGGUAAUUGUAUUGGUGAUGCCAGUAGUGAAAAGAAAGUUGCUGAAUCUGAGAAGAAAGAUGCAGCAGAAUCUGAGAAGAAAGAUGCAGCAGAAUCUGAAAAGAAAGAUGCAGCAGAAUCUGAAAAAAAAGAUGCAGCAGAAUCUGAAAAAAAAGAUGCAGCAGAAUCUGAAAAGAACGAUGCAGCAGAAUCUGAAAAGAACGAUGCAGCAGAAUCUGAAAAGAACGAUGCAGCAGAAUCUGAAAAGAAAGAUGCAGCAGAAUCUGAGAAGAAAGAUGCAGCAGAAUCUGAAAAGAAAGAUGCAGCAGAGUCUGAAAAGAAAGAUGCAGCAGAGUCUGAGAAGAAAGUUGCAGCAGAGUCUGAGAAGAAAGAUGCAGCAGAGUCUGAGAAGAAAGAUGCAGCAGAGUCUGAGAAGAAAGAUGCAGCAGAGUCUGAGAAGAAAGAUGCAGCAGAGUCUGAGAAGAAAGAUGCAGCAGAAUCUGAGAAGAAGGAUAAUGAAACAGUGAAGAAAGAUAAUGAAACGGUAAAGGGAUCUGAUUCUUCUAAUGCUGAAAAGAAAGAGCAUGAGAACAACAAAGAGGAAGAAGCGAAAAGUGAAGUUUCAAUGAAUGUUGUAGAAAAAGAAGCUGCAGAUAAGGCUGUUGAGCCCGAAAAGAAAGAUGAUGCAAUGCCCACUGAAGUUCAGUCAGAUAAAGUUACUUUAGGAUCAGAGACCAAGGAUGUUCCAAUUGAAAAGAAAGAAGAAGAAAUGGAAACUACUGAUGAAAGCAAAGAGAAGUCAGAUAAGUCCAAAGAUAAGGAAGAUGAGAAAGUUGAAGAGGUGCAAACAAAUGACGCUAAAGGUGAAAAAACUGCUGAUGGUGCUGCUGAGGCUCCAGUAAAUGGCACAAAGGAGGAGGAAGAGAAGGAAAAUGAUGUUGAAAUGGCUGAUGCAGAGGGUGAAUCCACUUUUUAAAUACAUUUCUAUAUCAAUGUAACUAACAAUGUACGCAUUCCUAUUUAUCCCAUCUUCUCAUCUCUUUUUGCUGCUGGCUUGUGUUUUCAAAAGCUUAUUGCAUUUUUUUGUUGCUUUGUCAUACUAACCUAUUCUACUAAUCUCUUUUGGUUAAGUGUAUUUCAUUUACAGUUUAGAUUUUAGCUGUAUUAACUAAGUUAAGGGUGUCUUUUUAAAAAUAUUUGUUUUAUAACCAAAGUACCAGAGGUCCCCAACCUUCAAAUAUAAGUUGCAUAUUUGGGUGAUCAAGGCCACCAACUAAAUUAAGAUUUGAUUAAAAUACUAACUUAGAGAAGUUGGGGAUCGAUUGUACCAUUUCAUCAAAAGAGAAAAAACUUCAAAUGUUUUUAAUGUUGAACUUAACAUUCCCAAUUUCUUUUACUCUCUUGGUGCUAAACCUUAAUUUUUUUUAUUUAAGCAAAAGUUUAUCACAAUUGCGCCAGCAGCUUAGAGAAUUUCAUUAAUUCUUAAUUUCCUUUUAAAUACAUUUCUGUGGAAAAAUAAUUUCACAGAAUGUUAUUUUAGAAAUGAUUAGGCAUCAUUUGAACAAAUAUAAAUAUAUAUUUUUAUUUUUUUCUUCCACUUUUGAUUUCAUCAAUAAAUUUGAAAUAAAAGGGGUUAUAUCUUUUGAAUUCAUACAUUGUCUUUUUUAACUUAUCCAUUUUCCCCGCAUUGGAAUUUAAAGCUAUAAAACCCUGGUUCUCAAAGUGUUCUCUGAAUAAUAUUCUAACAUUUCUUUUGAGAGUGAUUUUAAUGGUUUUUGAUGCAUUGGGCUUUCAUAGCAGAAAAUAGGGUCCUAACUUAAAAGGUAGGGGAGGAACCUGGGCUCCAACAACAGACAUGACAAGAUAAAUACUUUUAAGCUUAGGAAAAACAUGUGUAAAUAGUACUGGUACUGAUGCCUAUUAGACUGCACCAAGAGAGAUCGGUUCAUGAUAAGAAAAUAUAAGAUAAUUUAAUUUGCUUUUGACACUCACAUUGUCAGUUUCCACAAAAUGUGAGCUGAGAAUAUUGAAGAUAUUAAAUGUCUUUUAGCUGUUGAUGAAGGUGAAGAAGAUGGGGAAGAAGGAGAGGAAACUGCUGAUGGCGAAGAGAGUCAAGAAGGAGAAGGUACAGAAGAAAAAGAUGAGGUAUGUUACAUAAAGUUUAAUGAGAACUUGUAUUAUUUUUCUCAAUUUUAUUGUAUUGUAAAGAGUCCAUUCUGGUAUAGAUGUUAUGAACUAGAAAUUCAGUGGUUGUCGGUUUUUAUUUCAUUACUUAUAAGUAGAGACUUCAUAUUCUCAUCAUCCUUAUGCGUUCCCAGUUAAGGUAGAAGCUUGCCUUGUUUGCUUUGUGUUUGUCAUGUUUCUUGUGCCUCCCAUGCAUGAACUCUGGCUGACCCCAAGUUUGCGACGAUGGGUGUGGUUUAAUUAUAAAUUGUCUCCCUUUACCUUCACCACAUGUAAACAUAGUCUAUAGUCAAACUCUUUAGAACUUAUGAGACAGGCUCAGAUACAAGACGUAACCCCUUUCUGGAAAAGUCUCUAUUAAAUGAAAGACUAUAAAUAAGCAGAUCGACAGAGAGCUAGAGAGAGACUGAGACUAAUAGAUUGACAUACUGUACUGACCGUAGACAUUGUACAUUAUAUUUACUGUGUGUGUGUACCUUCCCAACAUUGUGCCGGUACCAGUUCAUUGCUGUACUUAAGUGAAUAGCCUUAGUUUUAUUCUAUUUGAAUAUUGAAUUUCUUUAUAAGGUUAACUUAAUUAUUUGUAAUUAGCCCUACUUUGAUUAUCCUUCUUUAUUACUGUAUUUAGUUAAUAGUAUCGUCCUUUGUUGUGCACUGUUUAUCGAGCCAUGUAUUAAAAUAAGAGAUUAAAUUCUCUGCACAAUAUAAUUACAUAACACCCACAUUUUAUGUUUCAAAUGUUCCUAUCAGCAAGAUCAGAUUGACAUAGUUAUAGCUAGGGGUGUGCCGGAUCCGUUUUUUCCAUCCGGAUCCGGAUUUUCUUAUGCGAAAUCCUCCGGAUCCGGAUUCCGGAAUAAUCCGGAAUCCGGUUUCUCCCGGAUUUUGGUACUAUUGGUAGAUACUUCGGUAAGUCAAGGUGGACUACUACUUUUUGUGUAUGGGAAUUCGCAAUCGGCGCCAAAAAAUCCGAGUUUUUAAUUUUCCGAUGUGUGUGUCUAUUUAUUAUUAAAUUAGUACUUUCGAUAUAUAUUUGAGUUCCGUUCCAUUUGGAUAAGUGUCUUACGAGAGACGCCAUGUUUCUACGCGUUCGCAGCAGGUUAUGCAGCUCGCUCAACCUAAUUUCGCCAUGGGGUUGGCCACGCCCCCCUUUUUAAUGGCGGAAGUUGACGAUACUUAGGAAAUAUUAAUUUAUUAUCACUAUUUACAUCAAAAUAAUUGAUAACUUGUGUUUCAGAAUGCAUUUAAAGACAUUUAAACUGGAAUGUUUUAAUUUGAGCUUUAACAACCCGGUAGAAUCCAUAUUAUAAAUGAUCAGAAUUUACCGUGUGCAACACGUUGUCAUUGGCAACCAUUCACAGCCACUUGCAUAACUGUAUCGUAGUACUACCUCAGAGUUUCAUUCAUAAGAGUUUGCCGUGUGCAAAAACUAUUAAACCAUUGGUCAGGGAAAGCUUUAAUUAAUUAUUCAUGUGCCAAAGUUGAAAGUUUAAACUAAGUCUAAACAGUAUUUUAGUGAUAAGGCAGGGAAUGCGUUGCCUUAUAUAAACUAUAUAGUCAUUGCGCAUGACGGGAUUGGCGGAAUGAGAUCACAGAAUGUGGAGAUGCAGUCCAUGUUAAAAAAUGACAAACCAAGUCGUACUUUAAAAAUUCAUAACUUUAAAACUACAACAGCUAAAAAUAUGAUUUUGGUGUUAUAAUUCUUUAAAAAAUUACAUCUUUUCAACUAUGCCAUUGGUUUAUUUUUACAAAAAGUUUAAAUUUUCUUAUCAAAGUCCCUACACUAUUGGCCACUAUUAGCGGUGCUGACUCUAGCCUCUGGUAUGUACGGAAUAUUAAACAUUAAACAAGCUCAACGCUCGAAACAAUCGAUUAAUGUAUCGUGAUCGUGUGGAAUUCGGGAAAGAGAAUUACUUUUAUUUCAGAUUAUGAUCCGGUGAGUCACAAAAUCUGGCAAAUUCCGUAAUCCGGUAUAUUCCGGAAUCCGGUUGUUCCAGAUACAUGUAAAUCCGGCGGAACCGGAUUUCACCGGAUAGUGCAAAAUCCGGCGGAACCGGAUUCCGGACCGGACUCCGGCACACCCCUAGUUAUAGCUAUCUCUAUCUUAGCCACGCUACCAAUUAGUUUGGUACUAGCACUUUACCCAGUCACAUCUUAUUAUUGCUGUAUGGUUGUCAUAUCAUCAGACUCCAAUUGAAUUAAAUUGAUAGAAUGCAUAACAGCUAAUUGAUCUAUUUUUGAUUCAAUUCUAUGAAGCAGUUAAGUUAAAAUGAUUUAAUUUUUUGUAAUUUAUAAGAGUUAUUAUCAUUUCAGUAUAUGCUUAAAUUUGAUUUUAUCUCUCCUUACAGGAUGUACCAAAUUUUCAACUGGCUUGGGAAUACCUUGAUCUGGCUAAAGUGAUUUAUUUGAAGUACGUUAUCAAUGGAUAUGUUCAGUAUUUUUCAAUUUAUCAGGAUAAUUCUUUAGAAUUUUUAAAUUACUGUGGUUUCUACUUAACUCAUUCCCAUCCUUUGGGGCUUCUACUUGGUAGACAAAAUUCUAAAUUUUUAGCCUUAUCUGUAAUCUGGUGCAACCUAACUCACGAACAACUUUCAUGCCAAAGUUGAAUGCUUAUCUCUCAAAUCAGUAAUCAUUUUUCUUUUAAAUGCUCAGGAUAAAGAUAAACUAGUUCAGUAAAUAUAUACAGUAAUUCUAAAUCAUUUCAAAUAAUUGUGCAAAAAGGCCGUUUGAUGUCAUACAUUUAUAGAAAAAAAAAAGAAAAAAAAAAGGUUCAGUAUAAAUGAAAAAGUCCAUGAUAAAAUUACAUUGAAAAUAUCCUCUUUUUCAAAACAUUUAAUACGGUACAGAUUAUUUAAAAAUCAAGCUUCAUCCCCAAAAGCUCGAAGCGCGGUACGUACCACAUUGAAGUACAAAAUUCAACAUUACAAAACUACAUAAAAGAAUACCCAUUCUAAGUCUUGCAACCAUAAACAACACAGGCCAAUAUACAUUUAAAAGACAAUAGCUAGGUAGGCAACAUCACCCCAGCAGGUGUUUGUGAAAAAGAUAAGUCUUCAAAUCAGUUUUGAAAGACUCCAGUGUCUGGCUGUUUCUGAUAGCGAUGGGGAGAGUGUUCCAAAUUGUUGGGCCAGCAAAUGCGAAAGUGCGCCCCUUGUAAGUCUCAAGGCGAACACGUAUCGAGUUUGCCACUAUCAGAUGAGCGGAGUUGUCUAGUGGGUACAUAAGGCGUAAGUAGCGCUUGAGCUAGGACGGUGCCAGGUCAUGCAAGCAGCUGUAGCGCAGAGUUGAAAUUUUCUACUCAAUGCGAGCGUGGACCGGCAGCCAAUGCAACUCUCUCAGAAGUGUUUUAGCAUGGUUGAAUUUGCGUUUUCUGAGAACAAUGCGAGCCGCAUUAUUCUGUACUUUUUUAAUUUUAUCCACAAGCGUUGCUGGAAGACCCACCAUAAGAGCAUUGCUAUAGUCCCUGCGUGAAAGCAAGAAUGCAGACAUCAGCCUCUUCGAUGCGUCUAAUGUUAAGAAAGGUCUGAUAUGACUAAUUCUUUGCAGCUCUAGAAAAAUCACCUUGCAAAGCAUGUUAAUGUGAUUUUCCAUAGUUAGUCACCCAGGUUUUGCACUGUUUGAGCAAACUAUCUGUAUACCUGAGAAAGUAAGGGUUUGUGUGUCUUUUAUAUAUUUUAGCUUUUGAGUGGUAGCAAUGGGGAUCAGCUCGAUCUUUUCAUUGUUCAAUUUAAGCUUGUACAUAGUCAUCCAGUGCUUAACUGACUCCACUGUCUUCUAUGUCAUACUAAGAAGCCGAGGGAACUGAGAGGGGAGCACAGAUAUCUCAAGUUGGUAUCAUCCGCCAACAUGUAAACUGCUUGAUCACUGCACUCAGGGGCUGAACGUACAUAGUGAACAGCACCGGGCAUAGAUCCGAGCCCUGGAGUACUCCGACUUCGAUGAUAGAUUGCUUUGAGGGCACGCCGUUUGCGCUAACUGAUUGGACCCGAUUUGUCAGAUACGGAUGGAACCAUUUCAGGCCGGUAUCGGUGAAACCGAAAGUAUUUUCCAGACGUUGGGGAAGUAUGCCGUGGUCAAGCGUAUCGAACGCAGCCGCUAAAUCCAGUAACGACAAAAGUGAUAUCUUGCCCUCGCCACAAGAUGACAGAAGGUCAUUUACGACGCGCAACAGGGCUGUCUCGGUAGAGUGAUGCGCCCUGUAUGCUGACUGGGAAGGCUCAAACAAGUUGCACCAAGUGAGGUGAUUCAGGAGCUGGCGAACGACUUUCUCCGAAAUCUUCGAUGCAAAUGGUAGAUUGGAGACGGGGCGAUAAUUUUCAAACACAUUUGGGUCGAGAUUCACCUUCUUUAGCAGUGGAGUUACAACCGCCUCUUUAAAAGAUGGAACAAUACCAGAUUUUAAAGACUUAUUUAUAAGUUAUGAUAGGUACUAUUUCAUCUAAACAUUCUUUCAACAGUCAUGCCGGAAGAGGGUCAAGCAAACAUGACUUUCGGGGAGUCAUCCGUUUCAGUGACCUCCAAAAAUUUGCUCAAAGGAGUAAACGGCAAGAAUUAGGGAGCAUCAGUGCAAAUUUAAGUCUCGUCCUGAUCUUCCUAACUUUCGUAAUAAAGAACUCAUUGAAAGUGUUUGGCAGCUGGCCCACGGCAAUGUUAUUUGGCAAAGAUGUGUCUUUCUGUUUACUUGUCGGCUGACCCACAAUACUAAACAAUUCCCCAGCAGAGCCACACUCUACAAUAUGGUGACUGACAUACUCAGUCCUAGCUGCAAGUACCAACGUCUUUGUUCGUUCCCUGUGAUCAAUAAAGAUUUGUCGGUGCACAGUCAAGCCGACUUCCGCCAUUUGCAUUCUGUACGUCGCUGCUUCUGCUCGCGUCCUUUAUUUCGGACGUGAGCCAUCGGGCGGAAGUGCCCUCCGUAACGCGCUGUGUGGAUAGUGGUGCAUUGUCUAAUAUGACUCUGAGGCCACUGUUAUAGUCUGUCGCAGGGUCUUCACUGCACCCAAGGGCAGCAACAUUACAUUUUAAGGCCACCAGAUCUAUCUUUUGGAGGUCACGGGAUGUGACUGUGCACAGAAGGCGUACUGGCUUCCUCAAGUCAAAUUCGAAGGCGACUGGGAAGUGAUCAGAGAUAAGUUUGUCCUCAAUAAUAAGGUUGCGGAUCAUUGCUGCACGGUCCUCCUGACAACUAGCCAAUCUAGGAUGUGACCCCGCUUCUGCAUCGGGACACUGACAAGCUGAGUCAUUCCGUGUGUUCUGUGGUUGCAAGGAUUUUGGAUUGUCGACCAAAAUAUAAUCUAAUGCAGAUAAAUGGUUUCAUUUAUUAAAGAGCAGUUUUUUUCAAGUGGUAGUUAGUUAUGAGGAAUAGUCUGGCUGCUAUUAGGGUAAAUAUAAUUUUUCAAGCUUCUUAAAAGAAGUUGACUCCCUGUGCAUAGAUUUAAUUUAAUCCCUUCGUUGUGCUUACAGGAGUGACAGUAAAGACGACCAAUUAAAAGCAGCUGAAUGUCAUAUAAAGCUAGGCGAGGUUAGCAUGGAGACAGGUUAGUUGAAUAAAUAUCACUUAAUUAAUAAAUGAAGAUAAGAUACAUUCACUAGUAAGAUACAUAUUCACCAUUGUUCUCAUUGUAAUUUUUUUAUUAACAUCAAACUGGAUUGAUUAUUGUAUUAGUUGUUUGGCAGAAUUGGUCUAACAAAUGUCCUCAAACGUUGAACAUAUAGCAGAUGUUAAGUUUCAAAAUGUUUGUCGUAGACUUGGUAGGGGUGAAUGUGGAAUCUGCAGAACAUGUGCAUGAUAUUAAUUUUUUGAAACAGUUACUGGAGGACCAGUCUCACCCUUCCAAUGCGACAGUACACUUCCAGAACAGGAAAACAAAUUUAACAAUAGGCGGCAAAACCAUAUUACUUGGUACCAUCUUGUUAAAUUUCUCUUGGAAUUGAAACUGACACCUUUUUCAAACUCUGGCCCUCUUCACGACAAGCUCUGUAUGAGCUAAAGUUGUGCUCAACUAUAAAAAUUGUUUCCUCUGAAGAAAGACCUGUUUUAGCAACUGUCCAACAUAGCCUCUUUGACAUUUGCCGUUUUAGAUCUGUUACUUUUGGUAUAUAGCUUAUAAACACCUUGUUAAUAUUUUAACAAAAUUUUAUUUCUUUAGAACAACAUGCCACAGCAGCUGAAGACUUACAGAGUGCGCUUAAAAUCCAACAAAAAUACUUGCCAGCUGAUGACAGAUUGAUUGCAGAGACACACUACCAACUGGGAUUGGCUUAUGGGCUUAGCAAGGACUUUAAGUUGUCAAUUGAACAUUAUCAACUGGCUAUCAGUACUAUUGAAGCUAAAAUAGGUAUGUUUUGUUGAUUGUGCCAAAAUUGUUAUAUGGUUUAGGUUAGGAAUCUUUAUAAUAAACAGCUAGAUUGAAGAUUUUACCGGAAAUAGUAGUUUGUGAUGCUAAUCACUGUGCAGUUCAGAAGUAAAGGAAUGGUCAGGUGUAAGUUUGAUGUCCCUAAGAAUAUGCAUGUUCUUAUAUAUGGUUGAUCUUUUAUGUUAAAACCGUUGGCACAAAAUAGUUGAAUUUUUCAAUAUUCAUUUGCAUCCAACAAGUGUGGUUAUGUUAUAUUUUUUAACUAAGCUUUAUCUUUGAUAUUUUUCACAGCAUCUCUGACCAAACUUGUUGAAGAGCAAGAGAUUGAUGCAGAUAAUAAAGGUAAAAAAGUAAUUUAAAGUUAUCACCACAUUAAAUGAAAUACAUAAAGAUUUUGAAACUGCAUAUAAUAUGAUCCAUGUAUGAUGCGAACCCCUGACUUUUCUGUGAAAAAAUCUCUACAUUGCAAAAAAAAUAGCAAAUUCUUUCAAAUAUUAUACUACUUAAAAAUCACUGGUCAUACUAAUACCAUUAUAACCGCCUGUCGAUGGGGUCGCUACUUACAUUGAUGGGGUUUUUUGCAGAUCCGAUACGCAUUUGGUUGCAGAUUGAGAGUAGGUCAAGAGGAUAUGAUUGUAUAGACAGGCAUUAGUAGGCCUAUAUUAUAUCGUUUACAUUAUUUCUUUCACACAUGUAUUAUGCAAACUCCUUUUUAUAGUAUAUUUAUUUUAACCCAAAAGUUCUUCCAUUUUAUGCUGUUAUAUACAGAAGUCAUUUUGUUGUUACCCUUUCUUAGAACCCUGGGGAAAAAAAAUUUCUUUGAUGCUCAAGUUUUGAGAUCACAAUUCAAGCUAACCUGAACUGAAAUAACUUAUGCCUUUCUACCCCGUCUGGGGCAUAUGCCUUCUCCAAGAAUUUUCCACUCCUCACGGUCCUGUGCUUUGCUUUCCAAUUGCUUCCAGGUGUAUCCCAUAUUUUGCGUGUCUGCCUCUAGCUCGCUUCUCCAUGUAUUCUUAGGCCUUCCUCUCUUACUUUUUCCCUGUGGGUUCCAUGUUAGGCAUUGUCUGGUGCUAUCUGGGGUUUUUUGGAGCGUAUGCCUUAUCCAUCUCCAUCUUUUCUUUUUGAUAUCUUCAUCAUUGGGCACCUGGUAUGUCCUUUCUAUUAGAUCUUUGUUGGUGAUAGUAUUUGACCAUUUGAUUUUCAGGAUCUUUCUAAGGCAUGUGUUUAUGAAUGUCUGCACUUUCUGCAUAAGGCUCACUGUUGUUUUCCAAGUUUCUGCACCAUAUAGUUGGACUGUUUUGACAUUUAUAAUAAAGAUUCUGACUUCAGUUUGCAGUUUCAGCUCCUUCGACUCCCAUAUUUUCUUUAAUAGCACAAAUGCUGAUCUAGCUUUUCCAAUUCUGGCCCUUAGUCCGCAUCGGAUCCGCCAUUCGUCUCUAUGGUGCUGACUAAGUAAUUGAAGGACUCCACUUCUUCCAGUGCCUUUUCUGCAAAACAAAUAUGCUCUUGGUUGGAUGAGUUUACCUUCAUUAUUUUUGUCUUGCUUUUAUUUAUAUUGAGUCCAAGCUGUGCUGAACUGGUGGCAACAUCUUUUGUUGCUGGUGGUGGGACAGAAGUGCAAUGUGGUCUGCAAAGUCUAAAUCAUUUAGCUGUUCCCAGAGUGUCCAUUGUAUCCCAUUCCUCUUUUUCUCUGGAUUUUUUCAUUAUCCAGUCAAUGGCAAGGAUGAAUAGAAAUGGGGACAAGGGGUAUCCUUGUCUGGGGACAAGGGGUAUCCUUGUCUGGGGACAAGGGGUAUCCUUGUCUGGGGACAAGGGGUAUCCUUGUCUGGGGACAAGGGGUAUCCUUGUCUGGGGACAAGGGGUAUCCUUGUCUGGGGACAAGGGGUAUCCUUGUCUGGGGACAAGGGGUAUCCUUGUCUGGGGACAAGGGGUAUCCUUGUCUGGGGACAAGGGGUAUCCUUGUCUGGGGACAAGGGGUAUCCUUGUCUGGGGACAAGGGGUAUCCUUGUCUGGGGACAAGGGGUAUCCUUGUCUGGGGACANCGUCACAAAUGCAUAGCUGCACCAUUACUCUCCACACCAAAAUACACUACCGUGGAACGAAGCAUUUUUCACUUAUCUUCUCCUUGAAAAACCGGAAAAACUGAAUUUGGGGGGGGGGGGGGGGUGUGGGUGUUCCAAUCGAUGGACUGUUCUACUAUGAUUCUUAGUGUUGCAAUUUGAUCUGUGCAUUAUCGGUUUUGGCGGAAGUUAGCCUGUUCAUCUUCUAGCUGCAUAUCGACCUGGUCUAUCAUUCUGAUCAAAAUAAUUCUGUUAAAGACCUUUCCUGGUACAGACAGCAGUAUAAUUCCCCUGUAAUUUGCACAGUUGCUGAAUCCCCUUUCUUUGGUAUCUUGAUGAGGUAUCUUUCUUUCCAAUCUUCUCUCAUCUUCCCAUAUCUUUUCAAACAGAGGGUGCAGCAUGUUGACUAUUGUUUCUAUAUCAGCUCUUAUCUCUGCUGUGAUGUUAUCCGGUCCUGGUGCUUUCCCUAUUUUGAGCUGCUUGAUGGCGAGAGCUAUUUCUUCUUUACUUGUUGCACUUUCUUCUAUAUAUGUCUGGUGCGUCUGUGGUUGGGGGUCUGCUUAAUAGUUCCUUAAAGUAUUCCACCCAUCUAUUUUGUUGCUCUUUCCUUUCUGUUAUUGAUCUAUGAACUGAAAUAGUGUUAUAUUAAAAUUGAAAAGAUGUAAGCAUUUUGAUUGAUUAAAAAUGUCUACAUCGCAGAAAACCAUGAAACUGAUGAAUUGAAAAAGUAUAAAGAUGAGAUCAAAGAACUACAAGAUUUAAUACCUGAAAUGCGAAAUAAGGCAAGUUAUUUUAUCAUUUAACAUGCGAUGUACAAAUUUUGUAAACCCAUUCGCUACUAUUGCGACCAAAUGCAACAUGCCCGCCUUGCUACUAAUGAGACCGAAUGAACCAUCACGCCCAGCAACGUAUGCAUAACUCAUGAUAUCAGAAGAAGCUUUGCUGCCUUGCAAACAGCUUUUAAAAAAGUAAGAAUAUAGCUGUUUCAAUUUUUUUUUUAAACAGAUGUAUUUACCUUUUACAGUUUGAAAGCUGCAUGUUGUUUGUCUAAGCUUAGUGAAUUUGUGAUUUCUGAGAUUAUUUUGCUAUGGGGUUUCAGUUUCUUGACUCUGCUGCCUCCACUUUUAAUUAUUCAUCAGAUAAUUCUGAUAAUGAAGAUGAAUCGGACAUUUAUAUUGAUCAAAAUGCACUGAACUGAAAAUAAUACUGACAAAAGCGACAUUGAUGAUAGCAAUCAAGACACUCACCGAGUCCAAUCAAGACACUCACCGAGUCUUGGUCAGACAAUUUUACCAAUGUAACUGAUAAGAUGGAGAUAUUUUGUGAAAUAGAUGGUGGCAGCCAUAAACUUUCUAUGGAAAGCAAUCCAAUAGACUACUUCAACUGUUUGUGACUGAUGCCUUGGUGGAAUUUAUUGUUGUGGAAUCCAACAAAUAAGCUGAGCAACAGCAGACUGCUAAGGGCAGACACCCAAUGGAGGCUGUUAUUGAGGGUAUUUAAAAAUUCUUGUAUAUAAAUUUUAUAAAUGGGCUUCAUAAAUUUCCCACUACUAAAUUGUACUGGUCUAGUGACAAACUUUGGAGGUUCUCUGCAGUUGCAGAUGUAAUGGGGCGCUCCCAAUAUGAAAAAAUUAUACAGUAUUUUCAUAUCACCCACAGAGAAAACAUUCCGGCCAAGAAAUAAGUGAACUCUAUGAUCCCCUGUACAAAGUGAGACCAAUACUAGACCAUAUUAAGAAUGUGUACCUGACAGCAUGUAUAAACCAAGCGACCGCUGUCCAUAGAUGAGGAAAUGGUUGGUUUUCGUGGAAGAUUAUCCUUCAAGCAGUACUAGAGUAACAAGCCAACUCCGUGGAGCAUCAAAAUUUGGUGCUGGGCAGAAGCCAAAACUGGUUACAUUCUUAACUUUCAAGUUUAUCCUGGCAAAAGUAACAAUCUCUCAGAUCAUGGACUUUGGAUAUGAUGUAGCUAUGUCAACCAUACCUGGAUAGGUAUCAUGAAGUGCUUUUCAACAAUUUCUUUUCCUCUCCAAAACUUGUAGAGGACCUCUUAUCAUGAAAAACAUAUAGCUGUGCAACCAUAUGGCCCAACAGAAAAGGCUGGCUUCUACCAAAGUCUAAACAGAAGAGGGGAAGUGUUAGAAUAAAAUAGUAAGGUUUAAUGGUUGCCUCAAAAUGGACUGAAAAACAUCAAGUGAACAUAAUAUCCACCAAUUCUGACCCAGUAGUCACCAUGGUUCAACGCAGGUCAAAAGAUGGAAUUAGAAAUUGCAAUGCCAUUUGUCACCUACAUUUCUGAUAUGUUUGAGGUGGAGUUGUCAGACCAACAUCGUGCCUAUUAGCCUGUGGUCCGAGCAAGUUCCAAGUUGUGGAGGUAUGUGUUCUGGUACAUUUCAAUCUUCAAUGGAUCUUUCAAUGAUCAAUAGCUUUCUGAUCAUGAAAAGUGCCAAGCCGACUAAUGACUGGAAGAAAACGUCUAUGUAACCAGUGCUCGAUUGAUGGUAACAUGAUGGACAGUGGUAGAAGUAGGGAACCAACUGGUUGUCAUUUGUGCCAGGUUUAUCUACACAAGGGCUACUGUUUUUCUAAAUUCCACAAGACUAAAAAUCAAAGUAAAAACAAACUAUGACUACUUUCAUAAUUUACAGCAAGACUAAAAAUCGAAGUAAAAACAGACUACUUUCAUAAUUUACAGCAAACAUGUGAAUUGAAGUAUAGAAAACUAUACUUUUAUGAAAAGGUUAUUCUAUUUUCUAUUUUUAAUGCAUGUUUUGUUAUAUAGGUUGUUUGGUUGUUAACCCUCAAACUGUGGUCGGCUGAUAUUCUCAUUAUGUACUGUGGCGGCCGAUUUAAAAAAAACACUGUCCGAUUAGCAACUUCCAAUCCAAUAUUUUAUUGGAAUCAUACCACUUCCUUUUAUUAAUAAUUAAAUCAACUUCCAGGGCAUGCCGUUUUUUUUUUUUAAGCUAAAAUUGCUAAAGCUAUGGCUGGGCCUUCAGUGGAUAACUAAUAUUAUUAUAAAUACUUUUGAAAGUUUUUUAGGAGAGGAUUUAAGUUCAACUGAUACUGAUGAUUUUAACAUUCCCCAUGACAUCUCAGUUCAGAUUCUUCUUCUUGUGAAUCUGAUACUAGUCUUAGUGAUAUUCAGGGUUCCAACAUCCUGAAAUUCCAGGAGCUCCUGGAAUUUGAAAAAAUUGAUAAAAUCCUGGAAAACUCCUUAAAUUUUACAAUUUUUCCUUAAAUGUCCUGAAAUUUUUGUUUCCACGGAGCGAGGGGUAAAAAAAAAAUCCUGGUCGCGAUAGUUUUUUUCUUUCUAUUUUUCUCUAUUUUUAGCUCUUCUGUUAUCAAAACGAGUGUGCCAUAAUAAUUCUUGUGGUUUCCCCUUUACCGCGCAUGCGCUUUACGAGUUUCGGACAUGUAAUGUCGUACCGUAAUGCCCUGGUAGACAAGUUUUUUUUUGUUCAGUUCAUCGUUCAACUAUUUUUUUUUUUUUGGGUAAGUAUAGUGUAAAAUUAAAAUGCAGGUAAUAGAUAUUUAAAUGUAGUUUUUUUUUAGUAAAUAUUCAGUAAACUAUUAUGAAUCAAAAACUAUGCGCCCUAUCGAUCUAUAAAUUGACUAAGCCGACUACGCUUAGUCUAAAUUUUUUUUUUUUUUAAGUCGAAGUUUUAGCAACAAAAAAAUAAACCCACCUAUUGUAGUGUUAAAGUUAAUUAAAGAAGGAAUAAAAUUUAUGCUUGCGGCUGUUUAAGUUAUCUUAGCCAUAGGUCUAUCCCAGCCCCAUGACCAAAAAAGAAGAAUUUGAUUUAUAAAUAAUAAAUCUUAACAAUCGGUAUUAGUAGGCCUUUGUCUAGUCUAGCCUAUGCCUAUUACUAUUAUAAACGAUAACAUUGACACAUAUUUUUUUAAAUAGAGUUUAAGUACUAAGCCUAUAACUUUUAAGUUUAAUUAUUAGAGUAGGCCUUCUAAAUUGGCAAGUAUUAAAUAAAAAAAUUAAGUUUAGUAUUUAAGUUAUUUAGCGUAGCAUGGUUACGAUGAAUUCGAAACUUCAUUAAAAAAUUAUUAAAACUAGCUAAUGCAUCCAUUGAGCCUCGUAUAACUUAACAUUGUUAGUCCUUAUUUUAACCGGUAGUUAAAAAUUAACUAAUGCACCCAUUCCCUUGUUUAAAAUCCGGACUAAGCCAUUACAUAGGCAAAUGCAUAUCUUAGUUUCUCUUUCUGCCUCCCUAAGUAACAGUAUAAAAAAUUAUUAUGUUAAUUAUUAUGUUAACCCUAUUGUAUACCAAAUAUAAUGUAUUAAUUAUAUUUUGUUUCAAUAUUCAGGGUCUAGGGUAAAUAGACUGAUGAAGAUAGCAGUCCUGAUUGAACAAGCCAUCACUGAGUCAAUCCCAAGCUAGUGACUAGUGGACUGGAAUUCAAUCCCCAGAAAAUGCCUGGGUAGAUGGGACUCGUUAACCUUGAAUGGCAGACUCUGAAAUCAAACUCGGAGAUGGAGUCCCAUAGGCAUUAUGACAUUGACACAAUGAAAAUUCUGACCAACUCCUCUGACGUAGAAGCAAAAAGAGCAUAGUGAAACACACACACACACACUGCUGGAAAUCUACUGCAUCCUUGUUUGUCCUGACAAAUCAAGCAAAUCUCCCUAAAUUUAAACGAAAUACAGUUCACCUCAAGGCUACUGCUCCACUCUUAGUAAUCCUCAUGUGUACAGGACGAACAACAAUAUUGGAAAUAUUGAUAUCAAGUAUAUUUGCAGGACAGUUCUCAGAUGCCAUGAAAACUAGGGGGAAAAGAUUAAUAAACGUUAAUCAUCUGAGACUUCCUCUAGUUCAACUUCAGUUUGUUUACCUACCUCAGGUGUCCACUUUGGCAACUUCUUAGUCACGCUCCCAAGUUAUAUGUAUCUUCGUAAUUACUUACUAGUAAUUAAAAUGGAUUAUUUCAACUUAUAUUAUUAUAACUUUAUUAGUUAUUUGUUGUCAAACAUCAAGUACAUCUUAUAAAAACCAAGUUACUCAAUUGUGUGUGAACACGGGACCAGAGUAUCUAUACCGUUACAUCCUUAAAUCAAAUAAUUGCUAUAGCUUUAGCACUCCUUAGAGUAAGUACCGGCACUAUGCAAGUGCAUUUAUGUCCUGUUAGUGCAAAAAAAAUUGUAUAAAAGAAAAGUAUAGCAUCUUUUUUUUUUUUUUUUUUAAAUUUGUAAUAAUGUCGUGGAAUUUUGUAUUUUUUAUUGGGAAAACUUUUGGAAUUUUUGGUUUUAAUAAAAAAAAUUUGGUGCAGGAACCCUGGAUACUGCAGUAAGCCCUACUGUUAGACUUCGAGCCAGGCCCGGAGGUUGGGCAAGAACUGACUGAAUUUUAGUCACAGAAGCUAAAGAUUAUAGAUCAGAACUAAUAAAUUUUAUAGUGAAACCCAACCCAAAUCAGUUACAGUUCCUUUUUAAAUGUUUACUAGUCAAUAACUAUUGUGGAGAGUUCGGACCACGACGGGACCACGACGGCGCCGGGCAUUGUGGAGAGUUCGGAUCACGACGGCGCCGGGGGCGUCUGACCAGGGUUACCGGCCGUCUGACCAGGUGCAGCCGGCGCCAUCUGACCAGGGAGCACGAUCGACGGAUCAAGCGCCGGGGGCGGUACCGGCCAUCUGACCAGGGCAUUUCCCUGGGACGACUGGUUGGUUGGUAACCUGGCGCCGACUGAGAAAAAGGGGCGGCGCAAGUACAGACCCAGGGACCUAUAAAUAGGGACCUCUGGACGGAAAGGGGAGAAACGCGGCCGGACAGAGACGCAGAUACCAGGGAGAACUCGGACGGUAUGACAAGAGGGCAGUCAGAGUUGCGAGAUGAGAGAAAGUAUAAGCGAAGUGUCAGCCUAAUAAAGAACAAGACUAUAAUCAUCAAUUGUUAUCGCCUGAGUUGUUUCUUUAGUGGAUGUCAGAUAUAGAUGAAGGUUAGCAGAGAGCAAGCAAGGUUUCCUUACACUAUUUUGCCUGAGAUUUUGUUUGUUGUACUUGGUUUUAGCUGUGGUCCCAGUUUAUUUUUUUUUCAGUAAUAAAUGACCUAAAAUUACUAAAAUUUCUUUCAGAGGUUUAAUUGUAAUCAAAACCUUGGCAAACUAUACAUUUUUUUGAAUUGGCUACCACAUUUGUAUCAGCAUUUUAAUGGAAUCUAUAAAAAUUGAUGUUAUGAGCACUUGAAAGCAAGUCAUUUUGUCGAUAUUUUUUUUCAAGGACAAUAUAGCCAACUUUGUCCCCAUCCAUUUACCUUUCUUAAAAUAUUUAUUAAUACUAUUUCUAAAGGCACUCAAAAAGCCCUGAAAAUCUCCCACACUACAGAAUGAUGUAUGCCACAGUUCGAGGGUUAAGAAUAUUUUUUCUAACAUGGGUGCAUGUAUUUAGAGUGAUCUCCCUUUGCUAAGUAUUACUGGGGGUGUUUUGGUGUUAGUAGCGAAUGGGUAAAUGCCUUAAAAUAUAUGGGUAUCAAUAAGAAUGAAAUAUAUGGGUGUCAAUAAAAUGUAGAUCAAUAAGCUGACAAUAAAAUUGACUAAUUAAACAUGGAAAUCCCAGCAAAUAUUUUGAUACAGGUACAAAGAUAUUUCACUUUGUGAAACAUCCAAGCUGUUUUAAAUCUUCAUUUCUUUCAUUUUUUUAGAUUGAAGAUACUCAAGUUGAAGCAACAGAUAUGGAAAAAAUGAAGGAAAUGGCCAAAGAAAUGUUAGGGCUUUCUGGAACCACGAAGGUUAAACAUUUUAAUCAUAGUAUGAUCCUUAAAGAUCAGAGAAAAAUAAUCAGAAAUAAAUUAAGCUCUAGUUAAGAUAGCAGUUAUUAUAUAAUAUUUGAUUGUAAACUAGCCCUGACUGUCUGCAUGACUUUGUCAAUUUCAGGGCUUUGGUUCUCCUACUAAAAAAAAUGAUGUUUGUGUUGCAAGUGCAGGGCCAGAUGUAGAUGAAAAUGGAGAGAAAAAAGCCUCAGAUAUUGCUCAUUUGGUUAGGAAGAAGGUAAGAGAUAGGUUUAUGAAAUGUACCUUAAUAGUUAGGUGAGUGAAAAAAUUUUUCCAUUUCUAAUUCCUUUAAAUGAUUUUUUUAGAGGAAACCUGAAGAUGAUACAGAAGCCCCUGCUGCUUUGGAGAUAAAGAAAAUACGUCAGGAGGAUGGUGCUGCGGGGGAUUCUGCAUUAAAGACAAAUGGUGAUGUCAAGGUGAAUGGCAAUGGAGAGACUCCGAUAAAUGUUGACAAGGUUACUAGUGAUGUUGAGGUGAGUCCAAAAUAGACAUACUGGUGACAUGAUGAACAAUUUACAUUCAUAGAUAAUAAUCCUUGUUAAUAACAAAAGGAAAGAAAUUUUGUUAGAUAUGAUGGUUUAAAAUGAUUUUCGCCUUUAUUAACAGAGAAAUCUGUAAUUUCAAUUUGCAGAAAACUGGUAGUGCUGCUGCAGCCGAGCCCAUGACCACAUAAUCAAUGAGAAAUUGAUGGCUGCUUAUUCCUGCUUUAUUCAUGUGUACAUGAUUCCAUUACGCAUCAUUCACUAGCAUUUUCGUGUGGCAUUUUUAACACUUGAUAGUGUUGACCAACCAAGUGAAAAUUUGAUUUUCAAUUAUUUUUUUCGUUUCUUUUUUCUAAUAUUUCUCCACAUCUACGUUUAUCAAUUUGAUCUGUUUCAUUACAAAUUAAGGGGGGAAAACUAAAAUUUUUAUCUUUUGUUUACUUUCUUACUUUAAUUUCUGAAGUAUGGUAACUUAAAGAUGUACAAAAAAAUUACUGCUCUAAAUGUUAUACUUUGUGUAUAUGCCUUUAAAAUUAUGCCUAUUUGUUACUGCUGGAUAUGGCUUAUGUUUUUUGCCCAGAUUUGUUACUGGAAGUGAGAUUAAACUGUUGUGCAUCUGAAUCAACUGAAUCCUAUUCCUAUUCAUUAUUUGUACUUGUGAUGUGUUGUUACUUAUCAUAAACAAAUGAGCACCAAGUAAAUUAAUACAUUUUAUCUGGUGGGGGCCGUCCUGACAAAGGGACAUACCCGAUACCCAUUUGGGGAGGGCAUAAAGGGUGCAAGCUCAACGGCCUGCUAACA